AUGAGAAGCCCUAAUUCUUUUUCUUUGAUGGAGGAAGAUUUCUUCACGAAUCUACCAUCAGAACUCACCACCAACAUACUCUCACGCCUCUCUGUCCGAAGCCUUGCAGUCGGAAAGUGUGUUUGCAAACCAUGGCGCGAUAUGUUUGAGUCCGAUGAUUUCGUCAAAUCCCAUCUCUCCAUAAUCAAAACCCCACCCGUCCUAGUUCGCUUAAUAUCAACCGAGCUGAAUCCAACUCGAUGCACAAUAUUCGAGAUUGAAGACGAAGACGAAGCCAACACGAAAAGCAAUGAUCUUCCCUACUUGACGCUCGCAGAUUUCGGUAUCCCUAACACAUACUCAGAAUCAAUGGCAGCUAUGGCCGUUAAUGGAUUGCUUCUUCUCUACUCAGAGUUAGGGCUUUCUCGAAUUCCGAUUAUCAUAUGCAAUCCGAUCACUCGUGAAUACACUGAGCUCUUCUGCCCUGAGGAAUACAUCUCACUUAAUUUUACAACGAGUUUUGGAUUUGGUGCGAGCAAAUUAAGUGGGCAGUAUAAGAUCGUCCCCAUCAAUGCGGACGCUGGAUCCGACUUUCAUCAUGUAUACCCCCUCGGAACAGGAACAUGGAGGCGCGAUGAGGCUGGUGCUGCUUCUGGCUUCCAAUUCAAUUUUGGUGGACGCAUUGUCUGUAAUGGCAAUCUCCAUUGGACUAUGCUACGACGAGGACAUGUCAAGUCCAACGAAAUAGAUCUGAGUUCCUUGAAGUUCCGGAGGAAUGAGAAGAACCCCAACUCCUUAAUCGGUGAUGAAUUCAAUCAUUUCUUCAGUGGUAAAGCCUGUCAGCUUAGGGAGAAGUUCACAGAUUUCAUCCGCGGAUUCAGUAGAGCGUAUUGUACUUGGAAGAGUCAAAUGAAGACAUCUCAAUUCAUAAAUAGCCAAACCAAAACACUUCGAGACAAGGGAGUAUCUGCACAGAUGCUUUAG
Messenger RNA from Salvia splendens (bonfire salvia), 963 nucleotides. RefSeq names its product putative F-box protein At3g16210. The coding region runs from base 1 to 963 and encodes 320 amino acids. The record is from RefSeq and is a predicted model, not a curated record. The transcript has 2 exons. Gene Ontology annotation, molecular function: protein binding. Lineage: Eukaryota; Viridiplantae; Streptophyta; Magnoliopsida; Lamiales; Lamiaceae.